CUCCGGUUUCCUCAAAGACCUCCCGCACCGCUGUGGUGCCUUGGAUUAAAUAGAGAUACAGACAAAAACGAAGAGGAAGAAACCUGGUUGUGACUAAGAAGGCCAAGUAUUUGCCUGUUGACAGCUCCGGGGGAAAAGGAAAUGUGCCCUUUUUGUUCCGGCUGCUGUCUCACCAGGACGUCCUCCGGUUCUUGAAUGAAUCCCCCAGAUGUGUGGCAACGGACGGGUCUUCAAAUCCCCGACUUGGCCUUGUGCGUGGAAAUUGAUGUCAUUCCCACCAGCCACCACCGGACACAUCACAGGCGAUUGCAUGGGUACCAGACUGAGAAGCUAUCAUUAGGUUGGCCUUUUUGAGGGGAAGAAAAGUUUCCUCCAAAGGCCAAGGCUGACUCUCCAAUGCUGGUGCUGUUCUCUGAGCGGCUACUGCCACAGUGUGCUGUCAGGCUGGAAGUUCUGUUUCCUACUGUAAGAAGAAUUACCGAAAUGUCUUCUAAGAAAAACAAGAGCAAAGUUAGGAAAGUAAAUGAAAGUGACAAGUCAAACGGGCCGGGAGAUGGUUCCGCUGACUCACCUAACGCUAUCUUGCAUAGCGCCGGGCACGAGGAGGGAGGCAGCAGGAAACCCAUCCACACAUUUACAGUCAUUGAUUUCGUUGAGAAAGCCGACGAUAAGGUUCCCAAAAGAUGCAAGGUAUUUCUUGUCCAGCUAAGCAUUAAUGCAAUGAAGUCUGCAGGCAUGGCCAUCGGAAGGCCAGUCUUAUUGUCGAGCAACACUGGGCAACAAGAGGUGUGUUUGGCCUGGCCUGCAGCAUCUUUCCCCGGAGGUAAAGUUGGCCUACUGAAAGGUUCUCAGAACAGCCUGAGAGUGAAGCCUGGCGAUGAAGUUACCGUUCACCCCCUGACAGGGCCUGUGCUCCAGGCAGCAGAGGUGCUGCUCUCUACCAGACAAAAGGAUGAUUUGCUCAGUACAGAGGAAUUCAGUAACUUCUUUCUCCGGGCAUUUGAUGGAAAGGUUCUUCUCCCCGGAAACCCCCUGUUCCUGACAUACUUUGGGCGAACGUGCAGUCUGCGCGUGGAGCGGGUGACAGGGGUGAACGGCCUUUCCCUGGAGAGACCCCUGCCAAUGUCGCUACUGAAUACUGAAGCGGAGGAGGCCUCCCUGUCAAACUCUGCGCUGGGCUCCUCCUCUGCCCUGGGCCUUACCUCCAUGGACCUGUCCAUGCAGCUUAGCCUCCUGACCAUGGAGGAGCAGACAGGGGACCCGGGGGGACCUGGUCCUACAGCCAGCACCCCCUGCCGGGUCCUUCGUGGCCCCAGUGUCCCCACCACGCCCCAAUGCAAUCCCCUGAGUCACACUGGACCUGAGGAGGGAAGCCUCAGUCUGGAGAUUGGGGAGAGGACUGCCCUCAGCCCUGAGGAGACUGACACCGACCAACGGCUCACCACUCCCCCUGGUGGAACACUGGGCACUGACACUUUCUACUGCAUCUCAACCUCAACUAAGGUGAUGUUCAGAGACAGGCAAAAAGAAGCCCAGGAGGAAGAGGAAACAGCAGCCCAGAGGUCCAAGGUCACAUACAGUAUGAUUGGGGGCCUCAGCAGCCAGUUACAGGUCAUCAGAGAGACCAUCGAACUGCCUCUUAAGCACCCAGAACUGUUCUCCAACUACGGUAUCACACCUCCUAGGGGAGUUUUGCUUUAUGGUCCCCCAGGAACAGGAAAGACUAUGAUUGGACGAGCCAUAGCCCAUGAAGUUGGAGCACACAUGACUGUAAUCAACGGUCCUGAAAUCAUGAGCAAAUUUUACGGUGAAACGGAGGCGAGGCUCAGGCAGAUAUUCUCAGAAGCCUCUCAAAGGCAACCCGCAAUCAUCUUUAUUGAUGAGUUGGACGCUCUGUGUCCCAAACGGGAAGGGGCUCUUAACGAGGUGGAGAAGCGCGUCGUGGCCACUCUCCUCACCCUUAUGGAUGGGAUUGGUUCGGAGGGCCACUCAGGUCAGCUGCUGGUCUUAGGAGCCACCAACCGGCCCCACGCUCUGGAUCCGGCGCUCCGCCGACCGGGACGUUUUGACAAGGAGCUAGAGGUGGGUGUGCCAAGCGCCGCUGAGCGAGCCGACAUCCUACAGAAGCUGCUGGCCUCUGUGCCCUGUAGGGUGACCGCUGAGGAGCUAACCCAGCUAGCGGAUGCGGCUCAUGGCUACGUCGGUGCGGAUUUGACCGCCGUCUGCAAGGAGUCGGGAAUGCAUGCGCUGAGGCGUGCUCUUGGCAGUGGCUCACAGCCGUCAGACCGGCAGUUAACGGGCACUGUGACGGUCACACUACAGGACCUCUUGUGGGCCAUGUCAGAGGUCAAACCAAGUGCCAUGAGGGAAGUUGCCAUCGAUGUCCCCAAGGUUAGAUGGUCGGAUGUGGGAGGCAUGGAGCAGGUGAAGCUGAAGCUGAAGCAGGCGGUGGAGUGGCCACUCAGACACCCGGAGGCCUUCACCCGCAUGGGGAUCCAGCCGCCCAAAGGGGUGCUCCUCUAUGGCCCCCCUGGCUGCUCCAAAACCAUGAUCGCCAAGGCACUGGCCAAUGAGAGCGGACUCAACUUCCUCGCCGUCAAGGGCCCGGAAUUACUGAGUAAAUAUGUAGGGGAGUCUGAACGAGCUGUCCGAGAGGUGUUUAGGAAGGCCAGAGCUGUCGCUCCUUCUAUAGUGUUCUUCGAUGAGAUCGACGCUCUUGCCGGGGAAAGAGGGAGCUCGUCGGGGUCUGGUGGUGUCGGGGAUCGGGUCCUGGCCCAGCUCCUGACAGAGAUGGACGGCAUUGAGCAGUUAAGGGAUGUCACCGUGCUGGCCGCCACCAACCGGCCCGACAUGAUAGAUAAGGCCUUAAUGCGCCCUGGUCGGCUGGACAGGAUUGUGUACGUGCCUCUCCCAGACGGCCCGACCCGACGGGAGAUCUUCACGCUGCAGCUCCGCAGCAUGCCAGUGGACCAGGAAGUGUGCCUGGAUGACCUGGUGACCCGAACGGAAAAGUACUCGGGAGCAGAGAUAACGGCAGUAUGCAGAGAGGCUGCCCUGUUGGCCCUGCAAGAGGACAUCAAAGCACAGUUCAUCAUGGGAAGACACUUUGAAAGCGCCCUGAACGCCGUGAAGCCUCGAGUGCCUGACUCUCUCAUCCAGUCAUAUGUCAACUAUCAACAGCAACGCGGCCUGCGCUUCUUCUGACAUAGCGGUGGAAAUAAAAAUCCAAAGCAAACGUUGCCCAGGACUAUACGAAACUCAAAAUGUUUCUGAGGGACUGCAUAUUGUUUCUAUAAAUGCAGUUAUUCACUGGAGCCUCGAGGGUAUCCAAAUGGACCUUACGUUACUCAGCGGGGGGAACAGUGUAGGCGAGAAUAGCCCAUGUGAUUUAAUCAAUGAAUAGGCUACUGUGUAAUGUGCUCAGUAAAAAAUCGUAGUCGCCCUAAAUAACCAUUCAAAUAUGCAAACGUCCGCAUUGAAAUUGAAUAUUAGGCUAUAAUGUAAUAAAUUGUUAGCGAAAAAAG
Esox lucius (northern pike) is the source of this 3524-nucleotide messenger RNA. It is a transcript of the gene afg2a, whose product is annotated as spermatogenesis associated 5. Lineage: Eukaryota; Metazoa; Chordata; Actinopteri; Esociformes; Esocidae. Gene Ontology annotation, cellular component: cytoplasm. Gene Ontology annotation, molecular function: ATP binding; ATP hydrolysis activity. The coding region runs from base 397 to 3204 and encodes 935 amino acids. The record is from RefSeq and is a predicted model, not a curated record. The transcript is spliced from 19 exons.